CCAUUCAAACCAAACAUUCAACUUUCCCUCACAAUAUUUUUUAUAUUAAAAAAAUUCAUGGGUUUCUCAGGUUCCCUUUUCUAGUUUUUGAUCCAUUGGAGGAUCUUCUAUUGUUUUUGUUAUUUUAGGUGGUUUCGGGUUUUGUUGUGGAUUAGUGACAUCUUGUUGUUGAGAAUUUCCUUGACAAUUGGGUACAUUUUGCUAUGUUGUUGUUGUUUUUGAGGGCUCUUAAUAGAGUUGUUUUUGGAUUAACUAGUGAGAAGUUGUGAAGAAGAGAGGGUAAUUUGGAGUACUUUACCAAUCUAUGGUUCUGGCAGAUGAAGAAUUAUGUCUGAAAGUUGAAUUGGUCAAACAAAUACAACUUCAGUGAAAUGUCUUGUCAACGGCAUUUCUCGAUUCAUUCAUCUAGUUUCUUGCCAAACAGUGAAACCAAUGCCCCUUCAGAAGAAUUGUAAUAACAUGGUUGGUGUUUUGAAGCGUUUGAAACCAAUGCUCAAUGAUAUUGUGGAUAACAAAAUCACUUUGGAUGAAAAUCUGUACAGAGAAUGUGAAGAAUUGGAUAUGUGGGUUAACGAAACUAGGGAGUUUAUUGAAAAAUGGGGCCCAAAGAUGAGCAAGAUUCACAGUGUUCUUCAAAGUGGGGAAUUGUUGAUUAAGAUACAAAACUCUUCACUCAAGAUUUGUCAUAUGAUAGUUAGAUCCCUAAAGUCACCUGCAUCUGUUUCAAUUUUGGCUAAUCUUCAGCACUAUAUUCAGGAACUUCAAUGUCUUGAGAAGGAUCCUGCAAUGGUCUAUAUAGAAGAAGCAUUGAGAAAUCAAAGGGAUAAUAUUCAACCUUUCUAUGAUCAUCUAAAGGAAAUUAUAGGGUUACUCAAAUUUACAUCAAACGAGGAGCUCCUGAAAGAAAGUAUUGCCGUGGAAAUGGAAAGGUCAAAUGCUGAAGUCAAUAAAACAAAAGGGGACUUGGAUGAAAUUAACCAAAUUGUGAAUCUUGUGUGCAAUUUGCGUGAUUAUGUAAUGAAAAUUGAGCAGUCUGAAGUCAAAAGUGGUGUCUUAAUUCCCCCGUACUUUCGAUGUCCUUUAUCAUUGGAAAUUAUGUUGGAUCCUGUUAUUGUGGCUUCAGGUCAGACAUAUGAGAGGCAAUCCAUUCAAAAGUGGCUUGAUCAUGGGCUAACUGUUUGCCCCAACACUCAUCAGAGACUUUUCCAUACCAAUCUCAUUCCCAAUUAUACUGUAAAAGCUAUGAUAGCAAAUUGGUGUGAGGAAAAUAAUGUCAAACUUCCCAGUAACUCUAAGCACAGUAAUUCUGCUCAUAUUUCAUCCCCCUCAGAUCAUUUAUUACAUCAAGAAUUAGAUUGUGUGUGUAGCUUUGAGUCUUCAGAUAGUAGCAUUUCCAAUUUAGAUCAAACUGGAACUGCAUUUGAGAAGCAAAAGGAUGAUAACUCUUUCAGAUCAAACAAGAAAUCCAAUGGAUGCCAGAAUGAAGAGACAGAAAAGUCUGAGCAACAAUCCCCUGCACCUUCAUGUAGUAACAGCAGAAGCGAAUCAUUUUCAAGUUCUAUUUCUAGUACCGAUUAUGUACUUCCAGUUUCAAAAGAGGUGUCAAGCAUAUCUAAUAAGCAUCAAAAUGUAGAGUUGUCUGGAGAAAUUACUAAUGGGUGUCCUACUUCUCCUGCAUAUAAGGAAUUUGGGAUUUAUCCUUGGUCAUCUGGAAAGCAAUUUGAUAGCCCUGGAUCAAAAAUUGGAAGAAUGGAGAAUGAAAAUAAGUAUAAUGAGAAUAACAAUAAUACAAUCAUUACUAGUCAUUUGAAAGUUGAUUCCCAUCCUAUUUCCAACUUAGGAUCUGACGAGUUGAUCACUGCAUCCCAUGUCAAUGAGUUGAUUGAAGACCUCCAGUGUCAAUUGAUUGAAACACAAACUGCUGCUGCAGAAAAAUUGAGGCUCUAUACCAAGCAUAACAUGGAGAAUCGUAUCAUUGUAGGGCAGUGCGGAGCAAUUAUGCCUUUACUUUCACUGUUAUAUUCAGACAUGAAGAUAACACAAGAGCAUGCUGUGACAGCUCUAUUGAAUUUGUCAAUUUAUGAUAACAACAAAGCCUUGAUUAUGGAAGCAGGUGCCAUAGAAUCAUUUAUACAUGUUUUGCAGACAGGAAAUGAUGGUGCCAAGGAGAAUUCUGCAGCUGCUUUGUUCAGCCUCUCUGUCAUGGAUAAGAAUAAGGCAAAAAUUGGCCGUUCUGGUGCAGUUAAAGCUUUGGUGGAUCUUCUAGCCUCUGGAACUCUUAGGGGAAAGAAGGAUGCUGCAACUGCCUUAUUCAACCUAUCAAUAUUCCAUGAGAAUAAAGCACGUAUAGUUCAAGCUGGAGCCGUGAAGUUUCUGGUUCUGUUAUUGGACCCUGCUGAUGGAAUGGUUGACAAAGCUGUUGCUCUUUUGGCAAACCUGUCAACAAUUGUGGAGGGCCGAUUAGAAAUUGCAAGGGAAGGGGGCAUUCCCUUACUUGUUGAAAUUGUUGAAUCAGGUUCUCAGAGGGGAAAGGAAAAUGCUGCUUCCAUCCUCUUGCAACUAUGUUUUCAUAGUCGAAAGUUUUGUACCCUGAUUCUCCAAGAAGGCGCUGUACCUCCCCUGGUUGCAUUAUCUCAGUCUGGUACUCCAAGAGCAAAGGAAAAGGCACAACAGCUUCUCAGUCAUUUUCGGAAUCAGCGUGAAGGAGCCAUGGGGAAGGGGAAAUCAUGAAAAUUUGAAAAUAGACAGUUUUGUUUAUUUCAUUGCCCUUUUGCAUCAGUAAAUCCAUAGUCUAUGUCUGCUGUUGAGGACUUUAGGACUCCUUCAAUCAUUUUUUUUUUUUUAAUUCUUUCUAAAUGUAUCAUCUGUGUCUUAGUGAGAAACAUUUUUGUCUUCCCCCUCCUUUUUGUUCUGUUGGAUGUAGUGGCUUGGUUUCUUUCUAGUAGAAGUCUGUUUUUAAGAGAAGGUAAACUAUUUCUGAAGCUUUAAGCUUGGCGAGAUUUAAACAUAAAACACUGUUUUGUUGGAGUCUCGAGUCAUAACUGAUGCGAUUGGAAGUCGCUGUUGUACAUAUUUGUACAUAUGGUAUAAAAUCUUGUGGUGUACCAUAAAUUAUUGUACCUUA
Messenger RNA from Cajanus cajan (pigeon pea), 3124 nucleotides. The record is from RefSeq and is a predicted model, not a curated record. Lineage: Eukaryota; Viridiplantae; Streptophyta; Magnoliopsida; Fabales; Fabaceae.